GGUGUCCGGAAAUUGCUCAACCGCACAGAAACACGGGUGGUGGGGAAAGGUUCCGUGCUGUGAGCUGUCAGCGCAACACACGUAGCCACAAAGAUAAGGAAGGCUAAUGUUAGUCAGACUUCACGGAGAUAUGAUUGAAGAAGCUUUCUGAAACAUCUUGAGUGAAGUGUCCCCGUCUAAAGACAUGGCAGAUCAAGGCCCCCUCACGGACACAGCAGAUGUCAAGGCUGAAGAAACACAGUCAGCAAAUGAGGAUCGUGCUUCACCACCUGAUGAGCGGAAACGGGGAGAGACGGAAGAUGGAGAUUCAACUGAAGAGAAGCUAGUCCCUCUGUCAGAUGCAUCUUCUUCUCCAGAUGAGUCCAGCACACAAACGUCAGAGGAAACUGUGGCAGACAGGUGUAUCCCACCUCAGGCUGAUGAAGGAAGUCACGGUGAUUACAACAGAGUGACAGAGAGCAGUGAGCUUCAGACCCUGACAGCAGGAGAAUACCACACGGGGGACGAUAAAGCAACAAAAACAACUACUCAACGCACUCUUCACGACUGCAAGGAUGACGAAACAGACGGACCAAACACUGGACAAUAUGAAGAAACCACAGACACCAACAACACAGAUGAUGAAGCUGGAGACGAUGAAGGAAGCUGCCUGGAAAGCCAAGAGAACACAACCUCCCCACAGGAUCAGGACAUGAAAGACGAACAGAAAAAUAAAAUUCGGACCAUUGGUCCUACCACUCUGGAGACUGAACCUGGAAGUUUCAAACGGUCACAUGAUGGAAGCGACCUGAAUAUCCAGGAGAACACAACCUCCACACGGACAGCCUUGCCACAGGAUAACAAAGAGGAAAAUGAACAGAAGAAUAUCAGUCAGAGUCCAGGAGGAAAUAGCACAUUCCUGAUACUGGGUAUAGUGGUGCUCGCCUUUGCCAUCCUGGUGCAUCUGCUCAGCCAGUCUGAGUCUCCACCUCAGAAAGACGAUGUGCGGCAGAUAGACAUCUUCCUCAGGCAGAUGGAAAAGGUAAAGACCCAGUUUCCUACCCAGCGUGCUGAGGUCUGGGAUCGGAGCAAGAUCCACCUGCUGAGACACCUCCAGACAGCCCAGCCCACAGAGCCAGUCAGUCUGAUCCUGACUGCAGGUAUCAGAGCUGAGCGCACGCUGCACUGCCUAGCUAAAGGCCUGGCCUCUGCUUUCUCCUCCGCCCUCAACGCCUCCGUCCUCCACAUCGAUGGAGCCAGCACAGCCAGCCAGGACAGUGACCAGGUCAAACUGGACAUUGACAGCAAGCUACAGGGAGCUUUCGAAGGAGAUAAACCUGUGGCCGUUAUUCACCGCUUUGAAGAGUUGCCUCCAGGGUCCACCCUCAUUUUUUAUCGCUACUGCGACCACGAGAACGCUGCCUAUAAGAAGACGUUUCUGAUCUUCACAGUACUGCUGGGGGAAGAAGAGGAUAUUCCUGCCAAGAGUCGUUUGAGUGCUGUGGAGGAGAUGGUGGACGACCACCUUCAGAAGAAGUUUCUCUCUGAUGGCCAGCCUGUAUCUUUUGACAGAAUGGACCUUGACAAGUAUGGUGGACUGUGGAGUCGUAUUUCUCACCUCAUCCUGCCUGUGGCAGCAGAGAAAAGGAUUGAACACGAAGGAUGUUAGGGGAUGCUUUUGUUUGAACUUUUUAUGUAAGCAGUAAACUCUCCCGCCUAUCAGGGCUGCAACAAUUACUUUUAUGGUCAGUUUAUCUGUCAUUUAUUUUAGUUAAAUCAAUUAGCUGUUUGAUCUUUUUUUAAUUGUCAAAAAAAAAUUGAAAAUUGAAAAAUGUGCAUCAGUGUUUUUCCAAAGCACAAGAUGGUGUCUUCAGAGGUCUUGUUUUUUCCUCAAUCCAAAGAUAUUCAGUGUACUGUCAUAGAGAAGCGAAGAAGCCAGAAAAUAUUCACAUUUAAGAAGCUGGAAUCAGAGAACUUUGAGUGUAUUUCUUAAAAAAAUUUGCAAACCGAUUAACCGAUUAUUGAAAUGUUUGGCGAUGAGUUUAAUAGACGACAACUAACGAUUAAUUGUUGCAGCUCUACUAUCUUUCAGCUUGCUCACUGGGUGACUGGUCACUCAGAGGCCUCUUGGAUGGACACAGACUAUAUUGAGGCUCACUUCCACACAAGGCAUCAAGUAGAAAUGAUACGCUAGAUUUUGGUAUAGGAUUUUUCUAAACAUUUCUUUGGACAUUGAUCAAGAAAAAACAUUUAACAAAAGGCUCUGUUGUAUCACUACUUUUAUCACAUUUAAUGUUAGACAAAUUGCAGGUGGAAAGUGAUUCAACUGGGGGUUUGUGGAUAUGUGCAAUUGUAAUGCAAUUUGUGUAAUUUUUUUUAUUUAAUGUAAGACUCGAUUGUUCUCCUAUGGAUAAUGAUCGCAACAAGAUAAGAGGCAAAACCAUUCUUGUAGUGUCAAAAGCACUGAUUUUUAGGUGAUUGUUUUCAUGACAGACACUUCUCAGAGCGACUGUACAGGCACCACAAGCCUUGUCUGAACCUACCAUGCUCUAAUCCUCUGUACAUAUAUACGUGCGUCACACCUAAAGGAAGACGUGUGAUGAAGAUCGGUGCAUAAUUUGAAUGUGCCUUAAAGUCUAAAUAAAUAAAUAAAUAAAGUCCGUGAAGAUG
Molecule: messenger RNA, 2649 nt
Organism: Acanthopagrus latus (yellowfin seabream)
Lineage: Eukaryota; Metazoa; Chordata; Actinopteri; Spariformes; Sparidae
Product: torsin-1A-interacting protein 2-like
Exons: 7
Coding region: 185-1648 (487 amino acids)
Biological process (GO): membrane organization
Cellular component (GO): membrane
Molecular function (GO): ATPase activator activity
Source: RefSeq, a predicted model, not a curated record